AUGCUGGACGUGGGUGAGGAGCUUCUAGGAGAGACUCUGCCGUUGAAAAUGGGUCAGCGUCUCUAUCAGCUGCGCGGGCUGAAGGCGUCCACAUGGUAUGAAGUGAAGAUAUCAUACCCAGCUUCUGUAUGCGCCUUCUGACCUCCGCUUUCGUCAUUGGGUUUUCCAUCCCUUUUUUGUCGUGCUCAAUGCUAAUCUGUACAUUUUAAGGCCAAAUUUAUCUUUCGAAUGGCAGAUUCCAGCCAGCUUUUCCAUUGAGUUGAGGAGGAGUACGGCCGAUUCUCUGUUUGGCAAGAACAGAAGGUUACUCAACACGGAGAAGCUGGUUUUCAAAGCCGACAUUGAUGGGGUAGUUGUUGAUUAAUGACGGCUGAUUCUAGGGAUGCUCUCGUUGACCUGCUCUUACUUAGCUUUUGAAAGCAGGAGGCUGGGGGUGUUUGGAGCUUUGUCCUUGUUACUGUGGCGGCUGCUGGAGUUGUUGCUAAACCGCAUGUGCAGGAGAGAGACACUGUUCUCUUCAACAUUGGUAAGCUGAUCUUUCUUUUCUACAUGAGCUUCCCGUUCUUAGAUUAGUCAUUUGAACUGAAAGAGGCAUUUGGCGAUCGAAGUAUACCCAGAAGUUAUACGGACCUUCUUUCUACUUUAUUUAUUUGAGUACUAGUAGAAAGGACAUUGAUUUGAUGUUUUAAUGAGCUGGUCCUUCUUUCCAAAUCCAAUGCUGCUUAUUAUCACGGGCUUCAAUCGUGAUUAGCUAGUUCCCUUGCUGGAGAUUUGCAUUCUGGGUAGGUAUCAAGCUCAUCUAGUCUUUUCCUUUUUCUCUAGUAUUGGAAAUUCAGAUUCAACUGUUUCCUAGAGCGAUACGAGGGUUUGUUCUAUCAACCCUUCAGAUCAUUAAAUUUUGUCGAUGAUUCCAUUAGUCUCAGAGGGUUUAAUUGGUUUCGAAGCCAUCAAGGAAAAUAUGAGAAAUAAUGAUUGGAUUUCUUCUCCUUGAAACAGAGUGAAUGGCAAUGCUCUUAGUGCUGUUGUGGUUAUCAGAUGAGUAUCAGGGAUGGAGGAAGGUACACUAAUCAGAUGAUUAUCACGGAUCCUUUCCUCAUUUGAACAACAGUAAUUGUUACUUUAUGCAAGUAAUAUGAGUAUUUAAUUACGCAUAUUGCAAUGUUUGAGUUUGAAGAUGUCUAGGAACAUUCAACUAGACGGAACAUGUUUUUGUCAAGUAAUUUUAGAGGCAGUAAUGGAUCACUUCAUCAAUGAAACAGAAGUCGUUUAGAGGCACUCAUUGGUGUGUAUCAUAUACAAGCCUGAAGCUUCCAAAGUGGACCAGAACAACACACUAUGGGAUCAUCAUCAUGAUUUCCAUCUCUCUGGCCAAAACAGGGCAACGUCUAGUUUGAAAAAUGUAGGAAACGGCCCAAAAAUGUGGGGUUCAUCCGAAGGUUGACCUCUUGGAAGCUCAGGAGCUGCGACCUGCCGAGCUAACAGAUACCCUUUUUAAGGGAAGUCAAAAUGAGAUACAUUCUGUAUUUUACCAAUUGCACCCAACUUUGCACGCUCUUGAAAUUUGCUAUUUUUCUCACUGUUGUUGCUUUUCUUGGUCACGAUUUAGGAUUGCACGCUCUUGAUUCCUUUUCAUUCUUUAAAACCUUUGCAGUGUGUGAUGAAUUAUCAUUUGGGAUUCCUCUGAAAGCUUGGUGCGUUGGACUACUAGCAGCUCUCUGCCUUUUCUUGGCUGCAAUUGUACCCAACUUCCUCCCCUUAAAUCUGCUAACAAGCAAUCAGAUUGAUGGCCCAACUGAAAAGGCUUCAUCAAAGGAAUCUUAA
Messenger RNA from Spirodela intermedia, 1821 nucleotides. The record is from the annotation of a GenBank genome assembly. Lineage: Eukaryota; Viridiplantae; Streptophyta; Magnoliopsida; Alismatales; Araceae.